Molecule: messenger RNA, 2139 nt
Organism: Closterium sp. Yama58-4
Lineage: Eukaryota; Viridiplantae; Streptophyta; Zygnematophyceae; Desmidiales; Closteriaceae
Source: the annotation of a GenBank genome assembly
AUGGUUGCUGAUACCUCCUGCUCCAGUGGCAUCGUGGUAUCGGACGCAGGUGCUACUCCUUCUGGACCGCGAGUCAACUGGCAUCCCGCCCUGCUGAAGCUGCUGGAAUAUGUGGACACCGCCAAUGGGGGAAUGAGCCUAUCGAAAAUGGACAAGGGCAAACUAAUACAACUGCUUCUUGUUCCCGAGUUGGCGCACGUGCUAGUUGCUGAGAAUAUGCGGACUUGCCGAGACCUCGAGCGCCUGCAGCUCGAAUAUAUCGCUGGCACCGGAAGAGGAUUUCUCACAACAACAUUCGUCAUCGAGGGCUACCCGCCACAAGUCCUCUACCACAGAGACAUCAUGCGGGAACUGGCACGAAUGUUUGGCCAUCAACGCAAUGCUAAGGACUUCCGUUUCAGGCCGAAAGUCGUAGUAGACGGCGAAACAAAAGAGAGAGUCUACACCACGGCUGAAACUGGCACAUGGUGGAAUGAAGCGCAGGCUUUUGUGGGACCAGAGGUGGUUAUUGCGGCCUUGCUGUUCUACAGUGACGUGACACACCUGAGCAACAACGGGCGUAAGAAGGCGCACCCAGUAAUGAUGACUCUCGCCAACAUUCCAUUGCCCAAACGGUGGGGGAAAGCGGGGCAUUCGCUGCUGGCGCUAUUGCCCAUCCCCCCCAAGGGAAUGCCGUCUCGAGUGAAGACGGAGCUCUUCAACAAAUGCAUUGCCAAGAUAAUGGAGCCUAUUCGACAGGCAAAAGAAAGAGGGGUAAUGCUAGAGGAUGCGAUUGGCGAUUUGCACAAAGUGAUCCCCAUGUUUUACGGCUGGGCGUGUGACUACCCUGAGUCAGGGAAAAUCACCGGCACGCUAUCCGGGCAGGGUUGCAGCAAGCCAUGCAGCCUUUGCUAUGUGGACAAGGAGAACCUGUCAUCUGUCCACCUCGAGAACAACAUGCGCACGCCGGAGCUGCAACAAUUGAUUCGAGAUCAACCCCUACCAACGACUCGUCCACGUGCGGAAUCGAGCUUGAAGCGUUUCUCCACUUUUGAUGUUGACUGUGCGCUUUGGAUGUGGACCGUCGAGGGAACGCUCUGGGGCAAUCCGUACUUGGCAGUGAUGCCGGACAUAAUGCACCAAGCUGACCUCGGAUUGCUGGACCACAUCGUGAGAAGCAUUCGGAUGCUGAUUCCUGCAUCGCUACCCACUCUGGACCAGCGGCUGAAAGAUCUCAGGGGAGUGACCCGAAUCAGCAGUAUGCGGCUGCCCUCCAAUGAGUAUUUCGUGUCGGGUGCUCAGACUGCAGCAUUUGAACACAGAGCUGUGAUGCAGAUUCUCAUCUUCUUGGUGGCAGACAAACUGGGUGCCUCUCAGUUAGAGGCAAUCAGAGCAUAUCUCACGUGGUACCUUGCCUGCUACGCUCCUUCUCACACCGAGGAAUCUUUGAGAGCGCUUCAAGAGUAUUCUGAAAGGCUUGUGGAGCUGCUGAAGCUAGCCUUCCCGAAGCAGGCUUCUGCGUGGAAUCUUGUGAAGACUCAUCUCAUGACACACUUUGCUCAAGCAAUUCGUCGUGCAGGAUAUGUGCAUGAGUACAGCACAAACACCUUUGAGCACUUGCAUGGGCCGAUGCUCAAACAGGUGUAUCGACGUUCAAACAAACGGAACGCAGACUCGCAGAUCAUGAAGCAUCAUGAAAUGCGCCUGGAUUUUGCACUCGUCGAGGAAAAUGAGAAUGCUCGACAGAUGGCAAUGCAAAAGGCAAUAGAAGAAGGGAGAAGGGUCAUGACAAAAGACUCAUACUCCUUGCAAGUCGAUCCGACGGAGUUCCGAUCACGAAAUUGGUUUGCGCAAAUGUGGGCGCAACAGCACGUCGAGGCUCACAUUCAGUUCAAGAGUGCCCUUGCACGCCGGCAGCUGGCGCCAGCCACAGUUAGGGCCCACACGACUCUUGCGAUCCCUGCAGCCGAAGACGUUGGUUUUGCUCGAACCGCUCAUUUCGUCAAGGCAACGCCGAAGCCAAGCAUAGAGGGGUCACCCAUGACUUGGCCUUUGUUAGGUAUUGGUCUGCGGCAGGUGAAGACUCAAAAACCGGAUGCAAGCGUCUGCAAUGGACGCCUGGCACCUCCCAAUAUUCAGUCAUUGACUGCGACUCGAUAA